Messenger RNA from Anisakis simplex (herring worm), 240 nucleotides. NCBI's taxonomy places the organism in Eukaryota, Metazoa, Nematoda, Chromadorea, Rhabditida, Anisakidae. The record is from the annotation of a GenBank genome assembly.
AUGAAAGAAUGGGCCGUGGGCGUAAUGAUCGAAGCUACAUCAACGUCAGGCGAAGAUAAUGUGGCAUGCACUGAGUUGAGCGGAUGUUUUAAAUGUCUGGAAUACGUUCAACUAUCGUUAACUCUCUUCGUUCGAGGUGAUAAUAUUCCGACGAAGUAUCAGAUCGCUACUGAAAAUGCUAUGCAAGUUUUGAAAGUGUUCAAGGAUAUCGAAAAACGAACUGAACGAUAUCGAUGCUGA